GAGCUUUUUUCUGCCCGUGGACGCCGCCGAGAAAGCAUCGUUGAAGUCUUCCCCGCCUCCACUGCCGUCAUGUCUAAAUCAGAGUCUCCCAAAGAGCCCGAACAGCUGCGGAAGCUCUUCAUCGGAGGAUUGAGCUUUGAAACAACCGAUGAGAGUCUGAGGAGCCAUUUUGAGCAAUGGGGAACGCUCACAGACUGUGUGGUAAUGAGGGAUCCAAACACCAAGCGCUCCAGAGGCUUCGGGUUUGUCACAUAUGCCACGGUGGAGGAGGUGGAUGCGGCCAUGAAUGCAAGGCCACACAAGGUGGACGGAAGAGUUGUGGAACCAAAGAGGGCCGUCUCAAGAGAAGAUUCUCAAAGACCUGGUGCCCACUUAACUGUGAAAAAGAUUUUUGUUGGUGGCAUUAAAGAAGACACUGAAGAACAUCACCUGAGAGAUUAUUUUGAACAGUACGGGAAAAUUGAAGUAAUUGAAAUCAUGACUGACCGAGGCAGUGGCAAAAAGAGAGGCUUUGCUUUUGUAACCUUUGAUGACCAUGACUCCGUAGUCAAGAUUGUCAUUCAGAAAUACCACACUGUGAAUGGCCACAACUGUGAAGUGAGAAAAGCCCUGUCUAAGCAAGAGAUGGCCAGUGCUUCAUCCAGCCAGAGAGGUCGAAGUGGUUCUGGGAACUUUGGUGGCGGUCGAGGAGGUGGUUUUGGUGGGAAUGACAACUUUGGUCGUGGAGGAAACUUCAGUGGUCGAGGUGGCUUUGGUGGCAGCCGUGGUGGUGGCGGAUAUGGUGGCAGUGGGGAUGGAUAUAAUGGAUUUGGUAACGACGGAAGCAAUUUUGGAGGUGGCGGAAGCUACAAUGAUUUUGGCAAUUACAACAAUCAAUCUUCAAAUUUUGGACCCAUGAAAGGAGGAAACUUUGGAGGCAGAAGUUCUGGCCCCUAUGGUGGUGGAGGCCAAUACUUUGCCAAACCACGAAACCAAGGUGGCUAUGGUGGUUCCAGCAGCGGCAGGAGCUACGGCAGUGGCGGAAGGUUUUAA
Molecule: messenger RNA, 1032 nt
Organism: Bubalus bubalis (water buffalo)
Lineage: Eukaryota; Metazoa; Chordata; Mammalia; Artiodactyla; Bovidae
Product: heterogeneous nuclear ribonucleoprotein A1-like
Exons: 1
Coding region: 70-1032 (320 amino acids)
Molecular function (GO): RNA binding
Source: RefSeq, a predicted model, not a curated record